Molecule: messenger RNA, 2451 nt
Organism: Raphanus sativus (radish)
Lineage: Eukaryota; Viridiplantae; Streptophyta; Magnoliopsida; Brassicales; Brassicaceae
Exons: 5
Coding region: 464-2197 (577 amino acids)
Biological process (GO): regulation of defense response to fungus
Source: RefSeq, a predicted model, not a curated record
CCAAGUAACACCCAUCGUUUCAAAUUUUAUUAGUAGAGUUUAUCUAUCGGUUAAUGGUGCUGGUCUUGCACUGAGAGGAGGCCGGAGAUAUUUGCAUCUCCACAUUUCCUAAUAGUCAGGGUAAACAAAAAGGGAAGCAAAGAUGGCAAGAAAAGAAAAAAGAGAAGUUUUUCUCCACUUUAAAGCAAUCCCCAGCAAGCUCAAAGUCUUCUGUUUUUUUUACUUAUUAAUUUAUUAUUUUAAAAUCAUCUGAAAGUUUCAAAUUCUACUCUAUUUGUGUCCCUUUCUUUUCUUUUUCAGAUUUAAAAAUGGCUCCGUCAAAGAGGCUGAAGGCUCCUUAAUUGAUUGAUUCUUUUUCACCGGAGCAAGAAAUUGUCUGCACUUCAUCUUCUUCUUGGAGUUACUUGCAGUUAACCAAGCAAAGACCCCUUAGCUUUUUGUCGGAGAAACAUUAAAAAAUCCGAUGAGGACAAGCGGUGCUGGUUCUUCCAGAAGCGAACAAGACGAUGAUUCCCCCAUGAGAAAUAGCCAAGAGACUUCUUGUCAAUACACAGAUCAACAACAGGCAGAGCUUUUUAGAAAACUUGAUUCGUUAAAAGGCCACGUUCUCCGUGGUCAAGAUUCACCAAGAGCCUCACAUCCUCCUCCUCCUCCUGCUAUGGGUUUCCAUGGACCACCAACACCUUAUUACAAUCCUCCUUAUGGAAUGUAUCCUUCCCCGGGGCCUCAUGGUUUCCCAAUGCAUCAAAGCUUGUAUCCAGGUCAUUACCCGAACCAAAUGCUGCCUCGUCCUCCCUAUCCUCCUCAAGGACAUUAUGUAGAUAUUGGUCCUGACAUACUUGACCCCCAGUUACACGACCCUAGAUUCUUUCCUACUAGGUACCCUGUUUCGCACCAUCCCGAGAAGAUUAGACCGUUUAGUCCUCCACAUGGUGGUGGUGGUCAAGGUCAUCAUCACACGAGGCGGCCCAGCGAAGUUAACUCUGAAACGGGUGACGGUGCUUUUGCACGUGGGUAUGUUCAAACUGCUGCUGGUUCCCGUCGUUGCCAUCCUCUAGCAGGAGGUGCGCCCUUUGCAGCUUGUCACAAUUGCUUUGAGCUACUCUACUUGCCUAGGAAGAAGCUUCUUUCUCAGGAAAAGCAGCAACAACAAAAGCUUCAAUGUGGUGCUUGCUCUGAGGUCUUCAGUUUCACUAUUGUCCAUAAUAAGCUUCUUUUCUCUUCUUCUUCUUCUUCAGCUCUUGAGGAGACUCAGCGAGUUCCUGUAGUGGUAACUGAUUGUCCACUUAAGGAUGAGGAACCAAUAACACACCUGGAAAAUAAAACUGUCCAGGCUAUAUCGCCUAGUGAACACUCAGAUGAUGAUGAUGAAGGAGGAAGAUCAAGCGUUUCUAGUGAGGUCGUCAAGUCUGUUCGCCGUAGAGCCAAAGACGCUCCUCCACCCCCUCCUCCUGAAAAUUCUAAUCUUCUUGAGCUGUUUGAGUAUUCUAAUGUAAACAGAACUGCACUCACUUACGGAAUGUCACAGCUAGGGUACAAUAAGCAAGUAUCCUACACGAAACAAGACUCCUUAGCUUCUGAAACUGAUAUUUCUUACAACGGGUACUAUAACAACAACACUGAGGUGUCUGACAAUUCAAGGAUCUCAAACGCUAGUAAAGAUGAGAGAAGACGAAAGCAGAGUAGCGAUUACAAUUUAUCGGAGGCCACACGUAAUAAUAAAACCAGAUCUAGUGAUGACCAAUACGACAGGGAGCUAGAGGUUUGGGUGAAUGGGCAUCUUAUACCGGAAGAUCAGGUUAUCAGCGCCGAGAAACAAGCUGGACCUGUUCAAGCUGGCAACUACUGGUAUGACUACCGUGCUGGAUUCUGGGGAGUGAUGGGACACCCCUGUCUCGGUAUCAUACCUCCAUUUAUAGAAGAGUUUAGCCGUCCAAUGCCGGAUAACUGCGGUGCAGGAAACACGGGAGUGUUUGUGAACGGAAGAGAGCUUCACGAGAGAGAUCUUGAGUUACUCUCAAGUAGAGGUCUUCCUCGAGGCAAGAACCGUUCUUACAUCGUUGAUAUAUCAGGAAGAGUUCUUGAUGGAGACUCUGGUGAAGAACUUAAGUGUCUUGGCAAAUUAGCUCCAACGAUUGAGAAGGUUAAGCAUGGAUUUGGCAUGAGAGUUCCAAGAUACCUAGCUUCAUCAACUUGAUUCAGCAUCUUCUUCUGGCUUCAAUCUUUCGUUGUUUGAUUGAAAUGUAUAUUGUGUUUUUCUGUAACACAUAUCAUUAUAUUCUGAUUUCUGACCCCACAGCUUGCCUUUAGUGUUUCAGUCUAUUCUUUUUUUUCUUUCUCUUUUCUUGUAAUUUUCGGUCUGGGUUAAAAGAUAACAAUCUGAUUUUCUUGUGAUCUUAUGGUGUAUGUAAAAAUUGAUAUUUUUUUGUUUGUUGUGGAUCAUUUUUUUUA